Maylandia zebra (zebra mbuna) is the source of this 10529-nucleotide messenger RNA. The record is from RefSeq and is a predicted model, not a curated record. Lineage: Eukaryota; Metazoa; Chordata; Actinopteri; Cichliformes; Cichlidae.
GGUGUCGCGACUAUGCGGCUUCACUCGACUCGCUGCAGGACUCUACGGCGUCUGGCAGGGGUCAUGAUUUGAUUUACUACGGCAAAUAAUAAUCUUCCCCUUUUUCAUUAGCAGCGGGCAGCUCGUCAGUUAGAGAGGUGAGAGGUUAGAAGCGCAGAGAUGGCGUGAGCUGCCAGAAGAUUAAGAUUUCACCAGCGAGGAAGUGAUCGCCGAGCCCCACGGAGGAAAGUAACGGUAGUUUGUGGCCGGAGGCAGCAUCGCCACUUCUGACUUUUUUCCCUGGGAACGAGUCAGUCCAUCCGCAAAGCUGUGCAGGAGAAUGAAGCCCAAUGCCGGGCACAGCCCUCCGCAGCAGGACAGCCUGGAGCUCUCUCCUUCUUCCACAUUAGCUGCCUCCUAAGCACAAGCGCCGUGUACGAAUCCUGCUGCAGGUCCUGCCAACUGUAACACCUCUGCUGGACCACAGGUGAGGAGGAGCGAGGAGGGAAAACAAGACCACCUGGGGGAGUCUGCUUCCUGCAGCCAUGGAGGAGGAGGUGGAGGCGGUGAGCAUGGAGUACCUGCUGGAGCAGGUAACGCAGAAGGACCUGGGGAAGAGGCUCCAGGUGGGCCAGGAGGUCAUGGAGCUGAUCCUGGAUGAGGAGAGGUCCCCGGAGCUGGAGCAGGACCAGAGCAUGCUGGACAGGAUGGUGGACUGCGUGGCCAGCUCCUGGGUCAAUUCCAGCAACUUCAAGGUGGUUUUACUGGGGAUGGAUAUCCUGUCGGCUCUGGUGAGCCGGCUGCAGGAGAGAUUCAGGACACAGGUUGGAACUGUCCUGCCCAGUCUUAUCGAUCGACUGGGAGACGCCAAGGAUCAAGUCCGAGAGCAGGACCAGGCACUUCUGCUGAAGAUCAUGGACCAGGCUGCAAACCCACAGUAUGUGUGGGAGCGAAUGAUGGGAGGAUUCAAGCACAAGAACAACAGGACCAGAGAGGGACUCUGCCUGUGUCUCAUCUCAACUUUAAACGUGUUUGGCUCUCAGAGUCUGACGCUCAGUAAAAUCGUUCCUCACAUCUGCAGCCUCCUCGGAGACCCCACCAGCCAGGUGCGUGAUGGCGCCAUGAACUGCCUGGUGGAGAUCUACCGGCACGUCGGAGAGCGAGUGCGGAUCGACCUGGGAAAGAAGGGCCUGCCUCAGUCACGGCUGAACGUCAUCUUCAGUAAGUUCGAUGAAGUCCAGAGGUCGGGGAACAUGGUCCUGUCACCUUUGUCGGACAAGAACUUCGAGGACGAUGACUCGGUGGACGGCGGCCGCUCCUCGUCCUCGUCCAAAGGAACCUCGCUGUCCGGGAGGAAGGCGGUGAGCAUGGGUUCAUUUCAACGCCAUGCCCCCGGCAGCAAGUCUGCAGGGAGGGACGGGUCCAGUGCUGGAGCCGUGGAUGAGGAGGACUUCAUCCAGGCGUUUGAAGAUGUUCCCACAGUGCAGAUCUACUCUAACAGGGAGGUGGAGGAAGCCAUGACGAAGAUUCGUGACGUGCUGUCGGACGACAAGCGGGACUGGGAGCUGAGAGUGGCAGCUCUGAAGAAAGUGCGUUCGCUGCUACUGGCCGGUGCACCAGAGUUCGACGGCUUCCUGCAGCAGCUGCGUCUCAUGGAGGCGGCGUUCAAGCUGUCUGCCAAGGACCUGCGAUCUCAGGUGGUGAGGGAGGCCUGCAUCACUCUGGGACACCUGUCGUCAGUGCUCGGCAACCGGUUCGAUCACGCAGCAGAGGCCAUCAUGCCAAUACUCCUCAACCUGGUCCCCAACAGUGCCAAAGUCAUGGCCACGUCCGGCGUGGCCGCCAUCCAUCUCAUCCUCAGACACACACACUACCCACGCCUCAUCCCCAUCAUCACCAGCAACUGUACCUCCAAAUCUGUGGCUGUGCGAAGGCGCUGCUUCGAGUUCUUGGACCUGCUGCUGCAGGAAUGGCAGACGAGCUGUCUGGAGAGGCACGGCACAGUUUUAAUGGAGACUAUAAAGAAAGGGAUCCAUGAUGCAGACGCUGAGGCUCGCUCUGUGGCCAGAAAGUGUUACUGGAGCUUCCACAGUCACUUCAGCCGGGAGGCGGAGCAGCUGUUCCAGGGCCUGGAGUCGUCCUAUCAGAAAGCUCUGCAGGCUCACCUGAGGAGCGGAGACAGUCUGAUGUCGCUGCCCGCCUCUGACCGCUCCUCCUCCUCUUCUCAGGAGAGCCUCAAUCGACCUCUGUCUGCAAAAAGCACUGUUGGGAGCAGCUCAGCCCGAUCCAAACCCGCCCACACCUCCAGGAUGCCGGCUGCCGCCUCCUCCCCCGGCUCACUCCAGCGCUCCCGCAGCGACGUGGACGUAAACGCUGCGGCCAGCGCCACCGCCCGCACGAGGAUGCCUGCCGUACCCUCCACUGUGCCGUCGUCGGCCUCGCCCUUCAGCUCUGCCUCGGCGCUGCCUCCUGGAUCCUACGCUUCACUGGACGGUUCGUGGUCUGUUAACGCAGACGGUCGAGUGCGAACAAGGAGGACAAGCUCAGGAAACGGUCCGUCAGUGACAGACACACGGGGCCGGAGUCGAGGGAAAGUCGUCUCUCAGUCCCAGCCUGGGAGUCGGUCAGGCUCUCCCGGGCGUCUGCUGAGCUCCACCUAUGGCCGGAUCCCCAGGCCCACCAUGGGCACCGGUGCCACUGCCGCCGCCACGGGUAGCACCUCCACCAGCCUGACCGACAAGAGCCGACCUCGAGGUCACCGCAGCCAGGGCUGCAGCCGAGAGACCAGCCCCACCAGAUCAGGCACGGCCCGGAGUCGCAUCCCUCGACCGAGCAUGAGUCAGGGCUGCAGCCGCGAAACCAGUCGCGAGAGCAGCCGCGACACCAGCCCGGCGCGGGGCUUCUCCCCCCUGGCGUCCCGCCGUCACUCCCGUUCCACCAGCGCCCUGUCCUCUGCAGAGUGCUACUCAGACCGGCUGUCCCAUCAGGCUCGGAUCUCUGCCUCAGUCAAUGCCAUGAGGAUCCUCAACACGGGCACCGAAGUCGAGGCUGCGGUCGCCGAUGCUCUGCUCUUAGGAGACUCGAGGAGUAAGGUACAGCGGAGGCCAGUGAGGCGGCGGUUCGAGUCGCCGGGGAUGUACUCAGACGACGACGCCAACAGCGACGCCUCCAGCGCCUGCUCUGAGCGCUCCUACAGCUCACGUAACGGCGGCGUGGCGCCGCACUACCUACGUCAGACGGAGGACGUGGCGGAGGUGCUGAACCACUGUGCCAGCGCCAACUGGUCCGAGAGGAAGGAGGGACUGCUGGGACUGCAGAACCUGCUCAAGAGCCAGAGGAUGCUCAGUCGUGUGGAGCUGAAGAGGCUUUGUGAGAUCUUCACCAGGAUGUUUGCGGACCCUCACAGCAAGAGAGUCUUCAGCAUGUUCCUGGAGACUCUGGUGGACUUCAUCGUGCUGCACAGGGACGACCUGUUGGACUGGCUCUUCGUCCUGCUCACACAGCUGCUGAAGAAGAUGGGCGCCGACCUGCUGGGCUCUGUCCAGGCCAAAGUCCAGAAGGCUCUGGAUGUCACGAGGGAGUCCUUCCCAUACGAGCAGCAGUUCAACAUCCUGAUGCGCUUCAUCGUGGAUCAGACGCAGACCCCCAACCUGAAGGUGAAGGUGGCCAUCCUGCGCUACAUCGAGGCUCUGGCCAGGCAGAUGGACCCAGCCGACUUUGUCAACUCCAGCGAGACACGCCUCGCCGUUUCCCGCAUCAUCACCUGGACCACCGAGCCCAAGAGCUCCGAUGUCCGCAAGACCCUUCAUAACUGGGCAGGGGAGGAUUUCUCAGGCCGAACCAGCACCGUGGCCUCUCUGCCCGGGGAGGGCAACCUGGAGGAGAGGUGCAAGCAGGCAGCCCAGGUGGUGUUGAUCGCCCUCUUUGAGCUGAACACUCCAGAGUUCACCAUGCUGCUGGGUGCUCUGCCCAAAACCUUCCAGGACGGGACAACAAAGCUGCUGCACAACCACCUGAGGAACGCCAGUGCCAACAGCAGCAUCAGCAUGGCGUCUCCCAGUAACUCGGCAGGUCGGACGCCCCUGCGACAGCCCAGCAGCCGCAGCAGCCCGCUGACCUCCCCCACAAACUGCUCCCACGGCGGCCUUUCCCCCAGUCGGCUGUGGGGUUGGAGCGCAGACGGCCUCUCCAAGUUCCCUCCUCCACCCUUCCCCUCCCCUCUUCCUCCACCCACUGCCCACUCCUCCCUCAAGGCCCUGCGGCGAGCUUACUCACCCAGCAUGCUGGAGUACGACAGCGAGAACCUGAACUCCGAGGAGAUCUACAGCUCGCUGCGCGGUGUCACCGAGGCCAUCCAGAACUUCAGCUUCCGCAGCCAGGAGGACCUGGUGGAACCGCUGAGGCGGGACGGCAAGAAGGAUGGCGUUAUGACUGGAGGCGGGGCUUCCUCGGACUCUGAACCUCGUCCCAGCGGUGAUGCAGUGGAGGGCGGGCGCACUGCCCUGGACAACAAGACCUCUCUGCUGAACACGCCGUCUCCUCGAUCCUUCGCCGGCCCGCGCUUCAGAGAGUACAACCCAUACAACUACACGGACGGCAUCAGUACGAUGGAUAAGGCUGCGCUGAAGGAGGCGCUGUACGAGGACGCUGUGGAGCAGCUGCGAGAAGGCCGCCGGCAGGAAAGUGUGGAAAACAAGAUCCUGAACCCCAAAGGUUUCCCAGCCGGGGCUGCUGAGCAGCUGGAGCUGGUCGGAGAGCUGCUGAAGGAGCUCUCCCAGGGCCAGGCAGGGGAGCGGGGCCCUGAGGAGCGCCGGGGGACCCUGCUGGAGAUGCUGAAGGUGGCCCGGGAGGACAGCUUGGUGGUGUGGGAAGAGCACUUUAAGACCAUGCUGCUGCUCCUGCUCGAAACGCUGGGAGACAAAGACCACACAAUCCGGGCACUCGCCCUGCGAGUCCUAAAGGAGAUUCUGAGGAACCAGCCCGCCCGCUUCAAGAACUACGCUGAGCUCACCAUCAUGAAGAUGCUGGAGGCCCACAAAGACUCGCACAAGGAGGUGGUGCGGGCGGCCGAGGAGGCGGCCUCCACGCUGGCGGGCUCCAUCCACCCCGAGCAGUGCAUCAAGGUGCUCUGCCCCAUCGUGCAGACGGCUGACUACCCCAUCAACCUGGCCGCCAUCAAGAUGCAGACGAGGGCCAUCGAACGCAUCACCAGAGAGCCGCUGCACCAGCUGCUGCCUGACAUCAUCCCCGGACUCCUGCAGGGCUACGACAACACUGAGAGCAGCGUGAGGAAGGCCAGCGUCUUCUGCCUGGUGGCCAUCUACUCUGUGAUCGGAGAGGAGCUGAAGCCUUACCUGGCUCAGCUGACCGGCAGCAAGAUGAAGCUGCUGAACCUGUACAUCAAGCGGGCGCAGACCUCCACCAGCAACAGCAGCAGCUCCUCUGACAUCUCCUCCUACUAACUCCUGCAGCUUCCAUCCUCGCAGACACGCUUAUAAACGGUUUCAUUCCAUCAGCCGGUGAUCGACCUGAGGGGCGACGUCACCACCAGUGGGAUCAUCAUCAGUUUCUUUGUAGGACCAGGUGCCUGGCACCUCAUCUUCUUGACCAGCUUCUGUUUCCCAAACCAUCUUCCAUCUCAUUCCUUCAGCUGCUGAUGGAGCUGAAGUCCCUGAGGAGCUCAUGCUGUCACGGCUCCAGUUUCAUGUCCAUCAUCCAUAAAGUUCAGCUCGUUUUUUGGAGGUAGGGUGACCCUGGCUUUUGAGACGUUUCAUGAAGAUCCACCACUAGAUGCAUUAGCCUUAAGACUUCAUCUUCCAUCUUCCAGUAUGGAAAUGAUAAAUUUUUAGAGGCCGUGUGCCUGAAACCAAGAUCUCCUCUUCCUCAUCUCAUCAUCGUCGUCUUUAAUCUCCUGGAUGUGAGGUGCAGUUUGAAGCCGAGGAGAUCGUGGAACCAUGAAGGACCUGAAGAGGAGAGUUUUUGCAGUGUAGCUUCCUCCUUCUGUCAGUAUUUUUAUUCCUUUUUAGUACCUUUAAUCCACUUCCUGGACACUGUUUUGCUUUGACACAUCAAACCUUUUAUUGAAUGUAAAGAGCUUUGAGUGAGUGCGAGUCUCCUUCGUGAACUACUGCCUCAUCGAUGGGACGUUUUCCAGUUUUUAACAUUUGAAUGAGUUGUUACAGAAAGUGGCACUACGGUCUUUAAAAGGCUGAAUCCCAGAGAUAAUCGAAAGAUCAACGCAAGCUUUAUUUUGAAAAUGGGCUCAUGCCUCUGUGAGUGCGAUGGGAGAAUCGACGGGGUUGCACUCAGUCCUGGAAUAAUCUAUUUCAAAAGAUGUGAAGCUCGUCUCAGUUUACAGUGAUUGAUCAUUUGGCUGGCCAAUGAUUUUAAGCACUACAAAUCAGCAAAGUUUUAUUGUUCUGGGCCCGAGAACCAGCAGAAAACAGCAGUGUUUAUAUUUGAAAGUCAUUUUUUAAGGUGUGAAAAAGAAGGAACAAAUUAUUUCUGUUUUUGUGGCACUCAUCAGUUAGAUUUCCAUUUAAUAGUCAAGGCUAAAUAUUUCACCUCACAGAUCACAGUUUUCUACCUGAAUUGGAAAAAAAAUGUCAAAUGGAAACGGCCGUGUUUUUAGAUGAAGAACUAGACUUGUGAGUGAGAGUUAUUUUGAAAUCACAGGUUUGCUUUAGUUAGCUGUCUAAAUGAGCUGUUGGAGAUGAGGUGGAGGUUUGAAAGAGACAGACCGCACACACAGAUUUAAUAUUCAGUGUUGGAAAUUAGAUUUGUCCUACAUGCGCGUGAACAGCACUUUCUUGUAUACGUGACUUUCACAAUAAAAGCUUUAGCAGCAGCAGGGUAAAUUUCAGCUGAUUAAACAGCUUACAGAAGCAUGUUGAAGAGCUGAUUGUAGGAUUUAAGUAAUCUUAACUUUAGUUUAGGAAGUUUUGAAAUUUAAUGCUGCCUUUUAUUUAUAUAAAUGUUGUUUUUAAGAAGGUUUUAAUAUAUUGCAGUGUUUGAGAAACAAGCUGUUAAAAUACUGCGUUGGACUUCAUUUCUAAUUGUUAGAAAAAGUUUGAAAAAUAGUGUAAUUAGUCUUUAAAUCAUCAUUAAAUUAUCAAUAUUUAUGUUUAAAUAUGUGUUCCAGUUAUCAACAUAAAAUGUGACUUCAUUUAAGCUUUCAUUACAGAUCUCUACAUAUGACACAAAGAUAACUCGGCAGCAGAAAAUACUGACCUAAACACGUGUCGAUUUCUCUGUAGCAUUUCUGCUGAUGUGAACAUAGCAGGCAGAUUUAUUGAAAGACAAAGAUUUCUUUUAAGUUGUGAUAGGAAGGAAAUUUUGCACACAACUGUAGAACAUGGAUGGAUGGAUGGAUGGUCUGCCCAGUACUUUUUUGGGUUGAUCCUAAAUUUAAGGAGAGCUUUUCUUCUUUUCCCCUAUUUCCGGUCAGAACUUUAAAUGCAUACUUUCAUAAAAGUAGAUAUAAGAACCAGGACACUUAAAGCAAUACUUUCCAAUUACACACAAACAUUUAAAUAUUAUCACUAAUUUCAAGUAUAGCACUAAUCCAUCUUCUUAUUUAAAAAAAAAAAAAGAAGUAUUUAUUUAUUAAAAAAUGUAAAAAAUGACUGUCAGCUUGACAGACUGAGGACCACAAUAAGAAAAAUUCCAAAGAAAACAUAUUUUUGGUGAUUGCUUUGGUCGUUCACUCAUUUGGACUGUAAAUAUCCUCACCAUCAUCUAAUUUAUGUUAGACAACGUAAAGACUGAACUCACAUUGUAAAUGUUAAUAAAAAAAAUGCACAUUUUGUGACCAAAAGGAGACAAUAAUUAAAUACAGAUUUAUGAUUUUUUUUUUUUUCAGGCCAAAGGUAGAAAGCUUCUCAUCGUCCUACGUAAAUAUGAGACUGAUAUAACGAACAAAAAAGAUUAAAUUGUCUUUUAUUGAGUUUUAAAUGGAAAAUCAAGCUGAUGAGUGUCACAUAAGUUUAAUUUUUUUUUCAGCUAUGGUGGGUUUUUAGUGGCUGUCAAAAACUAAAAGGUCAAUCAGCUCCUAAUUAAAACCACUGUAAUGACAGCAGUGUUGCUCUCUCCUGUGAAUUGAACGGCCCAGCUUGGGUUAAACUGGGAGUUGAUUAGUUUUGAUGACUGCUGUCAAGUUUAGACUACUGUGAUUAGGGGACUUUCAUUCCAAAAUACUGUAAUAUAUAUAUUAAAGCUCAAGCUGAAGGUCAAAAUAAAGGCCUAAAUAUCUCAGAAAUAGUAUUAGCGGCCGUGCUCUCUGCAUCAGCGGCUCCCAAAUCGAAUGUAAGUCACUUUUUUGACCUUUAAAAUGUGAAUGACAAACCUGUGGGAAAGAUUGACGAUCUGAAUCAUUAGAUGCUACUACAUGAGCGCGACAAUGCUGAACUGCUGAAUGGUGAAGUGCCAGUGGUAAAAAAAGAAACAGAGUGGACAUUAGCAAUAAACUUCAAGAAAUCCAGCUGGGAUUUCCUUGUGGAAACACUGUAGAUUCCCAUUUAGGUCCUCCUUUGAGACGCUCCGCCGGUCAGUGUAAAAAAGUGUCAUUUUCAAAUAAGCGCACCUAUAAUUAAACCUUCUGCUGCUUAUUAUAAUACUAACAAACACGCCUAACCACUCUGGUGUAUGUACUUUAUCUCAGCAGGAAGUGUAGGUGAAGCGAUGACGAUGGAAAAACGACUGAAAUUUUUAAUAGUGAUUGAUCGACUGACUUUCCUGGUGCUGAACUCCGCCCAUCACGCACACUGAGUCCAAACAAACGCUCCAGAGGGGGCAGAAGAUGAGAAAUAAUCCAACAUUUCCAGCAAAGUGAUUUGUUUUCUUGCUGAGAGUCAGAUGAGAUUACAGAGAUUCCAUUCUGUAAAUUUGGACCCUUUUCCCUUGUGUAGAAAUGGCUUGCGUGGGGAUCCGAACAUUACAGAUCAUCCAUCAUUACAAGCUAAAUUUUAGAUAUUUACAAGAAUGUCAGAACUUUAUCUGAUUUUUCUAAGCAUUUAGCUUAAUUUAACUACAUUUUCACUAACUAACAUACAAUAGUAGACAGUGCUAAGGAACAUCCAAGUAAAAUCCUAGAAUUUGACUCCGUAAAACGAAAACUUCUUGAACAGCUAAUCACAGCAACACAAUGCAUAUCAUGUGUCAGAUAACUGCAUUAAAAUGCUCCAAAAGGGACUGAGCACAAACUGCCACUACAUGCUGAUGAUGUGAUUCUAUUUAUUAUCCAAAUAUAUUAAUCACCUCAAGCCAGAGGUCCAGUUUAGGAACUCCAAUAGGCUGAGGUGAAGUCUACCAGACAGCUAAAACCUAUAGCUGCCUGUGACACACCAUCUGGCCAUCAAGCAGAUAGGCCACGCCUUAAUACAUGUGAAACAGGUGAUCCCAGUGUAGCAUGGUCUCUACUUUAAACUAGUGGAAUUUCUCAGUGAAAUCAAGCUUUGUCUGUCAGUCUGGUUUUUAUGAAAUUACAAUACCUACAAAACUUUGCAGCUCUUGCUCUGACCAAAACUGUUUUUGUAGCAGCUGUGAAGAUGUUUACUUCAGCUAUAAAUUUGGACAUUUUACCACAGUAGUCUAUGGGGACACUGCCUCUAGCACACAUUAGAGGAUUUUCAGUUUCAGCAUUAGUUUUACUUCCAACCUCUGGGGCUGAAAAGUGAAGCCAAUAUGGAAUCUGUGUUUACAUCUUCAGAGGUAGUGUGUUGUCGGAUGCAUGUAGAAAUAAAAAUGCUUUCUGUUCUUCCAAAAUGCUAUACCCACCCUCUCGAGGGUCCCAGUGUUUAUUUCUGCACAUUCCUGCAUAUACGUCUGACUCUCAGUAAAAAGCAAACAUUUCCCAGAAUGUCUUUAAAAGUGAAGGAUGUUUCCAGGCCUUACUGAAUCUCUUCCGACACAUUACUUGGACUGUUAAAUGUACUGUACCAGUGGCCGUUGUCACUCUUCUCAGCUUUGAGAAUCUGAUCAGCGUUUCCCUCUGAACUGAAUGUCGAAGUCCUCCAUAGCGUGUCCAGUCCAGUGGUGCUGAUCCGGUGUUAAACUUGCUGCAGUUUAGGCUACAGUUUUGGCAACUAAAACUCAGUUCCCUUUAUUUCAAUCUACAGUGUAACUUGAAACUGUGUCUGCAUGAGUGUGUCACAGGAAUCGUUAAAUGUAGUCAACUUGAAAUUAAGAUUUGAGAACAUUAUUUUGAUUUCCUGAUUGAGUGCCUUUGAGGAAAGAUUUCUUGCAAUACACCUGGUUGUUCUGUCCAAUACUAACCUGUACUAACACUAUGAUUCACUGCUUCUGAAGGCGAGAAGAAAACCUUUUAAUGAUGCUGUAAAUACGCUUCAAGCUUUUUUUUUCCCCAUUCAAACGACUUACAGUGCAUGGCUCCAGUUUGGUUUUUUUAGUUGGUUAGUUUCCUUUCAUGCUACACAGUAUUUAUAUUCUGUUUUAUUUCCCUGUGUAUGACUGUAUAUAUUUACAUGUUUGGUUCUCUUUCACCUGUGAUAGAUUUCGCAGAACUUGAAAUAAACUAUCAGACUUCUUUUCUC